Messenger RNA from Bactrocera tryoni, 3088 nucleotides. RefSeq names its product A-agglutinin anchorage subunit. The transcript is spliced from 6 exons. Bases 448 to 1920 code for a protein of 490 amino acids. Gene Ontology annotation, molecular function: protein binding. The record is from RefSeq and is a predicted model, not a curated record. NCBI's taxonomy places the organism in Eukaryota, Metazoa, Arthropoda, Insecta, Diptera, Tephritidae.
AUGUGGAGAGACGCCCGUUUCAGUCGAGUGCAAAUUGUCAAAUGCUACGGAUGGAAUUUACUCGGCAAAGGCAACGAAUCGAAAACGAAACGCCUCGAUGGGGUUGUGCUAAUAAAUAACAACAAUAAUAAUGAUAAAAUAAAUAACUCGAGCUAAAAACAGAAAACCAAAAACAAAUACAGUGAUGAAAUAACGAUUAAAUACUAGUAGUAACAACGCCUAAAAAUAUACAAAACAAAAUAUUUGUGUACUCUUAAAAUCGUGAAACGUAGCAUAACACGCGAUAUUGUAAACAACAUUAGUAUAAACAAUACCAAAUAACGUAGUUCUUUCGCAAAUCUAGGAAGAAUGUGUGCGGAGCAAAGCCUUGAUUUCAAGGAGAAUUGAACGGGUUCGAUAAAACGGCGUUAAGCGCAUAACUCGAAUGUGAAAAGAUAAUGUGGAAGCAUGUCUUCCCACUCCGUUGUAUCACUCUCAUCUUUUAAUAUAUUAUUUUUUACACAGGUUCUAACGGUUUUAACAUCGUCAAUAAAAUACCACGAGUACGUGACGGAUAAAGGCAAAAAUAUUUCCAUACCCUGCACAGCGGAGGGCAACGUUAUGUGGGUUAAGGAAGGCGGCAACAAUAGCACCAUAAUACAGACAGGUAAAUUUUUAGUGCUGACCAAUGUAUCGACCGACGAACGUGGUCUGUACGUGUGCUUUGCUGCGGUUCCUCCACGUCAAUCUUCCGCCCCCAUUACCGGCUCCAAUGCACAAGCAACAAAUGAACAGAGAAAAUCAAUAACAGCAUCAUUGCCUACAUCUGCCUCGCCAUCGACGGCGUCAUCGUUGAUAUUGACAUCAACGUCAUCAUCGUCAACCUUAUCAUCGUUAGAAGAUAUAAACGUAUCAACAAUGAUGCACACAAGUGCAACAAAUGCUUCAACUACCUCAUCGCUUCCAAUGCCAGUGCCCACAAUAGCCGUAGCCACCGCCACAAACGCAAAUGCAAACACAGUGAAUAUAUCGACGGGGCAGCAAGUUUCAAAAUCUGACAAAGCUACCACCUUAAACAAUAGUGGACAGACAAUGGAAGCGCCUAUACCGGACGCAGAACGGAAGACAGAAGCAAAUAAUGGUGAUAAGAGCGAAGAAGAAACCGAGGCGGAGGAAUACCAAGCUGUCGAAAAGGUCAACUUGACCGUGCGCACACCGCCAGGGCCUGUUACACAACUUUACUUCAAGGCAUCUACUAUUCUAGGUUUUCUAAUCUGGCGUUUUAACAAAACCAAUUCCGGUGGUUAUCCAGUGCGCAGCUUUACUGCCGAAUUUCGCAAUGUUUCGUAUAAUGAGACACCCUACAACCAAUCGUUCGAACACGAAUGGAGUCGUAUGGACCCAAUUAAUAUUGCGCCGAAUGUUCGGCAAAUGGAGGUAUAUCGCCUGGAGCCCAACACCACAUACGAAUUUCGGAUAUGGGCCAACAACCAGUUAGGCAGUGGCGAGGUUGUUACCACCAAUGUAACAACGCUUCCUGAAACCAAAGAGGAAGAUUUAAUACGCCUUAUACAACCCGACUUAGAUAAUUUCGAUCCGCGCAUUUGGAUAAUCGCCGUCAGUGUUGUACUUGGAACUCUUGUGAUAUUAGCAAUUGGACUAUGUAUAGUUUUAUCGAAAGAAUGUUAUCAAUCAUCGCAAACGGAUUUCGAGAACGGUUGGGAAAGCAUAGAGCUUAUACCGAAUAUAAUACUGAAUCCGGGUUUCUGUGAGUCGGAUGGAUCCGAACCAGUGCAGCCGUACACACGAACUAUCAUCUUUGGUGAAGAUGACGAGAGUGAUGGCUACGAGAGUGAAGAAUCAGAUCACGAGCCACCCAUGGAAAAAUUCAAGCGAAAAGUGUCGGUUUUCUUCACAGGCCCCACAAUAAGACGCAUUUGAGUUAAAUCGGAUGACGCCUCUAACGGACGCGGCGAAAUAAAUAGCAUUUGUACAUUUAAUAUUAUUUACAAUUUGUUUUGCUCACAUUUUGGGACGUUUGUGAUUUAUAGUACUAAGAGAUUGCACCAUUGUACAGGUUAUUUUUCUUCAUCAUAUAGAUUUUAAAUUGUUAAUAUGCAUAUUUUCGAAUAUAGAAAAUCAUAAUUCUUCUCAGCAGUAUUGAGAUACAAUUUUUAGGAGGCGAUUGCAGUACCGUUGCUUCAAUGCUAGCUUAAGAUUCUAAGCAACUAUUUGUUAACACUGAUAAGAAAAAAAUCAUUAUAAUACUUGUAAAAAUAUUAUAGUAACAAAAAUGACAAAAGUUGUCGCAUAGGAAAGAAUGUAGGUACUUAUAUUUAAGAAAAUAUAAGCGAGCUUUUGUUACGAAUCAAAUUUUAUAAAUUAACGCCUAAGCAAAUUGUUAUUGAAUAUACACACAUAUAUACAUAUGUACAUACAAGCAAACACAAAGUUAAAGACAUUUAGAAAAUGAUCAGUACGCAUAUGGAAAGAAACUUACUCGAAUACAUACAUAUAGACUCACGAUCCAUCUCAGUUCUCAGUUCGUCAAACGCGACCCCCUUAUUAAAUUUAAUAUCCACCCUUUUCGUUUCUAAUCCCCAACAGAGUGAAUUUCAGCACGAGCACGAGCACGAGCGAGACAAUGUUUUAUUGUGCUUUAUAUAGAGAACAACGCAGUCUAGCCUGUAGUAUUCCUGCAUCCUUCUUAAUGAGCCACUUAUCGUCUGCUUUGAUUUUUAACUUUCAUCGGAUAUUCUGAUGUACGUGUGUUUUUCGUUCAGUCUAUUAGAUCUGCAGGCGAAAUUACUGAGUUAGUGUUCCUAAUUAAACCCGUUUUUAGUUACACACACACAUGUACAUAUGCCUAUGCAAACACGACUGGAAGAAGAUGAAGCUUAGAACUUAGGAAAUUACUACCAAAUAAUGGAUGAAACGAUAUGCAUAAAUAAUUGUUGCUGUGAUAAAAUUUCAAUUGGAAAACGCUAUGUAUUAAUAAAUUUAAUAUAUUACAAAGUUAUUAACUAAAGCAAGCGCUCACAUUUGAAUGAAGAUUGAAUAAAUUGUACAUUUUUGUGGGGGCCAACACGUUGUCUUUUAAACACUAAAA